Messenger RNA from Ruditapes philippinarum (Manila clam), 1477 nucleotides. RefSeq names its product proprotein convertase subtilisin/kexin type 5-like. Bases 433 to 1425 code for a protein of 330 amino acids. The record is from RefSeq and is a predicted model, not a curated record. The transcript has 2 exons. NCBI's taxonomy places the organism in Eukaryota, Metazoa, Mollusca, Bivalvia, Venerida, Veneridae.
GUAUUUAUAAAUUAUAACUUGUUCGGUUUAGUGAAUGUUUAGUGAUAUUUCUUAAUUUCUUUAUUUUCGCUUUUUUAAACAGGAAUAACGGAUAUUAUAGUUACUCUUUUAAAUUUAAAUAUAAUAAUAUGUCUCGUUUCUUUUUAUUUAAGCUUAAUUUGUUUUUGUACCUUUAAAACUUUGCAUGAUACAUUUGAUACGUCUAUACAUUUUAUUGUAAUGACUACAAAUCACGCAUACAAAAUACAAACCUUUAAUACUAGACUGAGUUUUGAGGUAAAGAUAACACAAAAAGAAGAAUAAUUAAAUAAUAAUUAAACUAAAAAUAGUUACGCUAAAACAUCUGUAGCCCCGUGUGUGGAUUACAUUAUUACAUGUAUUAUCUAUAUACAAAAUUCUCACUUUUAGAUUUGCAUAUAUGAAUUCGGAAUAAUGUUGCUUAAGGAAACGUCAGCAUUUAUAGUAGUAUUGAUUGUCGAUAUGGUAUUUACUGAAUGUAAUGUUGGCUGCCAAUCAUGCUCUGAUUCAACUUGCACAAGUUGUGAAGAAUCUUACUUUUUAUUAAAUGACUUCUGUUCACAAUGUCCUCCAGAUUGUGAAACUUGUACGAACUGGGAUAAGUGUACUUCAUGUAAGCCCAAAACGUAUGGUUUGCACGCACGAUGUACUUUCAACUGUUAUGGUAAUUGUCUAAAUAAUGACUGUCAAGAUGAUACGGGAUAUUGUUAUCAAUGUCAGCCUGGUUUCUAUGGACAUAAUUGUCAACACAAUUGUAGUUUAUGUGAAAAUGAACGUUGUGAUUUACGUAUUUGCUCGAGUGGUUGUAGAGAUGGAUAUUAUGAGCUUACAGCUGGUGUCGAAACAAUAUGUCAACCUUGUCCGUCAAAUUGCAAGCAAUGUACGGAUGCAAGAACAUGUUAUAUUUGCAAUAAUGGUUUUCACCUCUAUAAGUAUAAUGACAAUGUUCACUGUGUGUCAUGUUUCCAAGACACGCAAUGUCCGGAUUGUGUUAUUCAAGGUUGUAACCAGUGUCAAAUACGCAAUGAUUCGUUAGUCUGCGCUGAUUGUCCAGAAGGACAAAUAUUCAAUGGUAAAACAUGCGAACCACACACAUCAUUAUGCUCUAAAGGAUGUUCUGCGUAUUGUGAUAGUAGUGGACUAUGUCAAGGGGAAUGUAAUGACGGCUGGUCUGGUGAGACAUGUUCAACACAAUGUAACAGCAAGUGUUUAAAGUGCUCAAAAGAGAACGGAAAUAGCUGUCUACUAUGUAAAAGUAAUUUUUACUCAACCAAUUGCAGUUUAGCCUGCAACACGGCAUGUAUAGUACAAAGUGGUAAACAUACAUGUGAACAUGCAGACGGGUAUUGUUUAAACGGAUGUAAACAAGCAUUUUGGGGCAAUACCUGUGAUAAAUCUUUGUCCUAGUGGAUGUAAAGAUCUUAAAUGUGAUAGAAACAACGGUAUAUGUACAGAUGGA